AUGUCCCUAGUGGGUUGUUCAUUGCAGGAAAUCAUCACACGAAAGGAUGCAAUAGUCCGAUUGCUAGAGUCACGAUCAUACAGACUGUUAUGUUUCACUUAUGAAGUAUCAGAGUCAAAGGAAAGGUCUAGUGAGUUGAAUAGUGCACUCGAAAAUUAUUUGGAGAAACUACUAUUUACUGCACAUCAAGAACUAGCUUUAUAUCGCAUUCAAUCCGAUAGUGAGGAUACACAUAAGAGAAAAUUACAACAUUUACAUACGCUGGCCACGGAAUUAGACGAGAGUUAUUCCAGGUUUGAAUAUGCUAAGGCCAAUUUACCCAAUGAUAGGACAGCAAUUACAGUGAUAUUUGGCCCUGAAGAUUUACAAUCAAAGACUCAACAGACAAUACAAGGAUUGGGAAACCUUAAUAAGGCUUUGGAAGGUUCCCAGAGUAAAGCAAGAGAACUCCUGGAAAGGAAGAACUCGCUGACCCAUAGAUUGGCCAAGUUGGCUCAAGUACAACAGGAACUUGUUCGACGAUUUACACUUGUUGUAAAUUUGGUCAACCAAUUUGCGUCAAUUUCCACAAACUGCGCCAGAAAUGAAACUGCCGAAAAAGUAUUGGAAGAGUGCCUGUUUAGGAUAGCAGUAGAGUUUAGUUGGCAGGAUUGGACAGAAAGAAUUAAAAAGGUGACAAAUUCACUAGAAGAAGUUAAGCCGGUUACUGAGACUAAAACUCCCUUUUUCGGGUCACAUGAUAGGGACAAGUUCAUUUACGAUACAUUGACUAGUCAAACUGCAUCACUCAAGCUAAUGGUUGGACGUACUGAUUCACUUUUAAAGUUAGUGGACAAAUUGUUGAGUUAA
This is a messenger RNA of Babesia microti strain RI, 849 nucleotides long. RefSeq lists its product as hypothetical. Bases 1 to 849 code for a protein of 282 amino acids. The record is from RefSeq and is a predicted model, not a curated record. The transcript has 2 exons. NCBI's taxonomy places the organism in Eukaryota, Apicomplexa, Aconoidasida, Piroplasmida, Babesiidae.